GCGGAAGUGAGGUACGAGCUGUGUGCGCGUGCUCUUCUAGCCAUGUCGGCAGACCAGGAACCUUUGGAGUUCCACCCGAAGCGGCCCUGGCGUCCGAAAGAGGUGACCGAAGAUCCGGACGAGGAAGACGCCGAAGAGAGCGAUGCCGCCAAGAAUGGCUUCUCCCUGGAGGAAGUGCUGCGCCUCGGAGGCACCAAGCAAGAUUACCUUAUGCUGGCUGCUUUGGAUGAGAAUGAAGAAGUAGUGGAUGGAGGCAAAAAAGGAGCAAUAGAUGACCUUCAGCAAGGUGAAUUGGAGGCAUUUAUUCAGAAUCUUAAUUUGGCCAAGUAUGCAAAAUCUUCAGUUGAAGAAGAUGAGCCAGAUAAAAAAGAAAAUGCCAGCCAAAAAGAAGUAAAAGUAUCUAAAGUAGAUAAUAAAAAGCAAAAACCAGCAGAAAUCAAAAGGACAUCCAUAAGCAAAGCGAAAAAUAAGAAUGGACCAGAACAGCAUUCUGGUAACAACAGUUCCAUACCAAAAGCCAAGAAAGAUGAUCAACAGGACAUGUUUGAGUUUCUUGAGAGGCCCACUUUGUUACUGAAAUCUGGAGGCAAAUGGUAUGAUUUGGAGUACUGCAAUGAAUAUUCUCUGGAACCCCAGCCUCAAGAUACAGUGUCUAAGUACAAAGCACUGGCUCAGAAGCUGUAUGAGCAUGAAGUCAACUUGUUCAAAAGUAAGACAAAUCAAAAGGGAGCCUCUUCCACCUGGAUGAAGGCCAUUGUGUCAUCUGGGACACUGGGUGACAGGAUGGCAGCCAUGAUCCUUCUCAUCCAGGAUGAUGCUAUUCAUACACUCCAGUUUGUUGAAACGCUUGUGAACCUUGUUAAGAAGAAGGGCAGUAAGCAACAGUGCCUCAUGGCUUUGGAUACUUUCAAAGAGUUACUCAUUACGGACCUUUUGCCGGAUAGUCGGAAGCUGCGGAUUUUCAGUCAACAUCCUUUUAACAAAUUGGAGCAAUUGUCUAGUGGCAACAAGGACUCAAGAGAUAGAAGACUAAUAUUGUGGUACUUUGAACACCAGCUGAAACACUUAGUGGCUGAAUUUGUACAGGUCUUAGAAACUUUAAGUCAUGAUUCCUUAGUGACCACUAAAACUCGAGCUCUGAUAGCUGCUCAUGAGCUUCUUUGUGAUAAGCCUGAGGAAGAAAAGGCGCUUCUUGUGCAGGUCAUAAAUAAACUGGGAGAUCCUCAGAACAGAAUCGCCACAAAAGCUUCCCAUCUGUUAGAGAUUUUACUUCGUAAACAUCCCAAUAUGAAAGGAGUUGUGUGUGGAGAAGUAGAAAGGCUCCUCUUUCGCUCAAAUAUCAGCCCCAAAGCUCAGUAUUAUGCAAUUUGCUUCUUAAAUCAAAUGGCCCUCUCCCAUGAAGAAAGUGAAUUGGCUAACAAAUUAAUAACUCUUUAUUUUUGUUUUUUUCGGACUUGUAUCAAGAAAAAAGAUAUUGAAUCAAAAAUGCUCAGUGCCCUUUUAACAGGGGUGAAUAGAGCAUACCCUUAUUCCCAGACCAGUGACGACAAAGUGCGGGAGCAGGUGGACACAUUAUUCAAAGUGUUGCAUGUUGUAAAUUUUAAUACUAGUGUACAGGCUUUAAUGCUACUUUUCCAAGUAAUGAAUUCUCAACAGACAAUAUCUCAUCGAUAUUAUACAGCAUUAUACAGAAAGAUGUUGGAUCCAGGGUUGAUGACGUGUUCCAAGCAAGCUAUGUUUCUUAACCUUCUCUACAAAUCUCUGAAAGCAGACAUCAUGUUGCGCCGGGUGAAGGCCUUUGUGAAGAGAUUACUUCAAGUUACUUGUACACAGAUGCCGCCGUUUAUAUGUGGAGCUUUGUAUCUUGUGUCUGAGAUCCUUAAAGCAAAGCCAGACUUAAGAAGUCAACUAGAUGAUCACCCGGACUCUGAUGAAGAGAAAUUUGUUGAUGUAGAAGACGACAGUGACAAAGAAAAAUUCACUGAUGCAGACAAAGAAACAGAAGUAGAUACAGUGAAAAAAGUUGAGACAGAAGAAACUGUGUCCGAAAGUGAUAAAGAAACUGAAAAACCAAAGACUGCUUCCUGGGUACACUUUGAUAAUCUGAAAGGUGGCAAGCAGUUAAGUACGUACGAUCCAUUCAAUAGAAAUCCUUUGUUCUGUGGAGCUGAAAAUACAAGUCUUUGGGAACUCAGAAAGUUAUCUGAGCAUUUUCAUCCCUCUGUGGCCCUUUUUGCAAAGACUAUCCUUGAGGGAAAUUAUAUUCAGUAUUCAGGGGACCCACUCCAGGAUUUCACACUAAUGAGAUUCUUGGAUCGAUUUGUAUACCGAAAUCCAAAGCUACAUAAAGGCAAAGAAAACACUGACAGUGUUGUGAUGCAACCAAAGAGGAAACAUUUUAUAAAUGAUGUCCGUAAUUUUGCUGUGAAUAGUAAAGAGUUCCUUGCAAAAGAAGAAAGCCAGAUACCAGUGGAUGAAGUGUUUUUCCACAGGUAUUAUAAAAAAGUUGCUGUUGUUAAAGAGAAACAAAAAUGGAAUGCAGAUGAAGAAAAAAUUAUAGAAGAUGUUGAUGAUGAAGAAUUUGAACAGAUGAUUGACACACUUGAAAAUGAAAACUGCUUCACUCCUAAAAAGGAUGAUCUUGAUUUUGCCAGCAAUGUGAAGAAAAAAACAAAAGGAGCUAUGGAUGACUUGGGAGAUUCAGAGAGUAGUGACGAUGAACUUGGUAACCUGGAUGAUGAUGAAGUUUCUUUAGGAAGUAUGAAUGAUGAAGAAUUUGAAAUUGAUGAAGAUGGAGGAACAUUCAUGGAUGUGUUAGAUGAUGAAAGUGAAGGCAUUCCAGAAUUUGAUGAAGUCAGUCCCAAAGCCAAUACUAAGAAAAGCAAGAGAAAAAGUGAAGAUGAUUUUGACUUUGUUGGGUCAUUUGAAGAGUCAAGGAAAAAGAAGAAAAAUAGUUUCAAUGACUCCAGCCUGUUUGUAUCUGCUGAAGAGUUUGGUCAUCUGUUGGAUGAAAACAUGGGAUCCAAGUUUGAUAGCACUGGCAUGAAUGCCAUGGCUAACAAAGAUAAUGCAAGUCAUAAACAGCUGAGAUGGGAGGCUGAACGGGAUGACUGGCUACACAACAGAGAUGUGAAGAGUAUCAUCAAGAGAAAGAAAAAUUUCAAAAAGAUGAGAAACCCUCAAAAAACAAAAAAACAAAGGAAAUGAGAGCUUCAGAGUGAACAAUAAAUUAAGAUUCU
Messenger RNA from Nannospalax galili (Upper Galilee mountains blind mole rat), 3239 nucleotides. It is a transcript of the gene Cebpz, whose product is annotated as CCAAT enhancer binding protein zeta. Gene Ontology annotation, cellular component: nucleus. NCBI's taxonomy places the organism in Eukaryota, Metazoa, Chordata, Mammalia, Rodentia, Spalacidae. The transcript has 15 exons. The record is from RefSeq and is a predicted model, not a curated record. The coding region runs from base 43 to 3207 and encodes 1054 amino acids.